GGGACUUCCUGCGCGGGGGCCGGAGCGGCCGGGUCGACCGGCUCUCCGCGGUGCUGGCUCGCGUGGUGGCGGCGGCGGACCGUCUCCGUUAGGUGGUGCGCGGGGCCAUGACGUCAGCGUCCACAAAGGUCGGAGAGAUCUUCUCGGCGGCCGGCGCCGCCUUCACGAAGCUCGGGGAGCUGACGAUGCAGUUGCACCCAGUGGCCGACUCUUCCCCAGCGGGUGCCAAGUGGACGGACACCGAGAUAGAGAUGCUGAGGGCUGCUGUGAAGCGAUUUGGGGACGAUCUUAAUCACAUCAGCUGUGUCAUCAAGGAACGAACAGUGGCUCAGAUAAAGGCCACUGUGAAACGAAAAGUAUAUGAGGACUCUGGCAUCCCUCUUCCAGUGGAGUCACCCAAGAAAGGGCCCAAAAAGGUGGCAUCUGGUGUCCUGUCACCUCCUGCAGCUGCCCCUCCACUCAGCAGUUCCAGUGUUCCUGAGGCCGGUGGUCCUGCACUAAAGAAACAGAAGACUGAUGUGACCCUCAGUGCUCUGAACGACUCCGACGCCAACAGUGACCUGGUGGAUAUUGAAGGGCUAGGAGAAACUCCUCCCGCCAAGAAACUCAACUUUGACCAGGACAGCCUGACCCUGGAUUCUGGCCUUCUGCCAACCUCUACUGAUGUUCCUCUACUUUCCUGCUGAGCCUCCCACCUCUGACCCUCUCACUGUUCACCUUGGACCUGUGGAUCACAUGGAAAUUUGAGUGAAGCCUUCAGGAGAGAGGGUCAGAGGGCUCCUGGGGCAAUCCACCUUGUACCUCCGAAGAACCAUCUGUCCCCACCCCCUGACCUCUAUCGGAUGGACAUUUUUUUUUAUAAAGAAAACAAUAAAGAUUCUUCCCACCAUA
Messenger RNA from Perognathus longimembris pacificus (Pacific pocket mouse), 891 nucleotides. RefSeq names its product chromosome 17 C17orf49 homolog (gene Bacc1). The record is from RefSeq and is a predicted model, not a curated record. The transcript has 6 exons. The coding region runs from base 108 to 686 and encodes 192 amino acids. Gene Ontology annotation, cellular component: NURF complex; MLL1 complex. NCBI's taxonomy places the organism in Eukaryota, Metazoa, Chordata, Mammalia, Rodentia, Heteromyidae.